This is a messenger RNA of Myotis brandtii (Brandt's bat), 1477 nucleotides long. Its product is annotated as BTB/POZ domain-containing protein KCTD12. NCBI's taxonomy places the organism in Eukaryota, Metazoa, Chordata, Mammalia, Chiroptera, Vespertilionidae. Gene Ontology annotation, molecular function: protein binding. The coding region runs from base 101 to 979 and encodes 292 amino acids. The transcript has 2 exons. The record is from RefSeq and is a predicted model, not a curated record. Gene Ontology annotation, biological process: protein homooligomerization; regulation of G protein-coupled receptor signaling pathway.
GAGGAGAGCAGGAAGACAGUUCACAAGUUGAGCCAAGCUUGCAUAGAGGCACUGAGGCUGUGCCUGGCAAUAUUCGAGUGACUGGAGAUUCAAGAUCAAUAUGGCCAUGCCAGAGAAAUCAAGUUGUACCAAAUCAAGCAAGGAUUUCAGUCAUUUUCCCGAGAUUGUUGAACUCAAUGUGGGUGGUCAGGUGUACAUCACUCGCUAUCCUACUUUGGUCAGUGUUCCUGGCUCCCUGCUCUGGGAAAUGUUCAGUGAAAAGAAUCCUUGCUCCCUAAUCCAGGACAACAAAGGGAGGUUUUUUGUAGACCGGGAUGGUUUCCUCUUUCGCUAUGUGCUAGACUACAUGAGGGACCGGAAACUAGUGCUUCCUGACCACUUUCCAGAGUGUGGUCGGCUCCAGAGAGAAGCAGAAUACUUCAAGCUACCAGAGUUAGUGAAGAUGUUGGCUCCGAAAAUCAACAUGAUCAACUCAGUUGCCAAUGAUUUAUGCCAAAGUGAUCUAGAAGAGCUUUCCACCAACAUUGACAUCGCCUGUAAUCUCUCUUCAAGUAAUAACAUCCAAGUUAGUGGCCCUGAUAACCCCCCAGCUCUGACAGCAAAUACUGGCUCUGACCUCAAGAAGGCAGGUUUCAUCACUAUUGGCUAUCGAGGCUCCUAUACUCUGGGUCGGGAUAGCCAAACAGAUGCCAAAUUCCGCCGCGUGGCCCGAAUCAUGGUGUGUGGUAAGAUCUCAUUGGCCAAAGAAGUAUUUGGAGAUACUCUGAAUGAGAGCAGAGACCCUGACCGUCCUCCUGAGCGGUACACUUCUCGAUAUUACCUCAAGUUUAACUUUCUGGAACAAGCCUUUGACAAACUAGCUGAUGCUGGCUUUCACAUGGUAGCAUGCAAUUCCACUGGCACCUGCACUAUCACCCAUGACCAGACAGAUGACAAGAUCUGGACCUCUUACACUGAAUAUGUUUUCUGCCGGGAGUGACACUUAAAAGAAAUCACCCAGAAAAUACAAACCAAACAGCGAACUCUCUCUCUCUCUCUCUCUCUCUCUCUCUCUCUCUCUCUCCUCUGUUCCUGUGCAGCUAUACCUUUUAGAAAUAAACAGAUUAAUUUUGGAUCUACAAAUCUUGGACAAUGCCAUUCUCUUCACCGUAACCAUUUGAACUUUUGUUGGUAACUUCCUUCUUACACAUUCCAUCCUAUCUGGCUUCCAACCGGCCUUGGAUUGUGGAGUUGGAUGUCAUUUCAUGGAAAGUAUUCAAUGCGUAGGCAUAUGUGCAUGUACAUCACUGUAAAUAGUAGAGGUGUAUUUCUUGAGUGAAUGCAGUUAGAUAAACCCACAAGAUUUAGUUAGUUAGCUGAGAAAUGCUAAGCCAUGGUUUCCAAACUAGUUCUCAGCACCACAUCUUGGAAUUGCUUAUAUACCUUGCUGUUUGUAUGCUCCUAAAGAAAGCUCCAUGUACACUUGUUCUGAAAUCGA